AUGAGUAACGAUGAAGCCAUGAAGAAUAAGCUGAAGAAGCAUCUCAGCAACACUUUCUGGAUGAAGGAUCUCGGAACAGCGAAGCAUUGCGUUGGGAUUCGGAUCGAAAAGACGAACGACGGUAUCACCCUGGACCAGGAGGCGUACGUCGAGACCGUAUUGAAGCGGUUCAACAUGAGCGAAUGCAAGCCCGUCAAGAUUCCGAUGAACGCCAGCGAGAAGCUUUCGACAAAAAAGUCGCCAAAGACCGACGAAGAGGUCGCCGCGAUGAAGGACGUUUCAUAUCAGGAGGCAGUUGGAUGCCUCAUGUAUCUGGCCCAGUGCACCCGGCCGGACAUUCUGUUCGCGGUCAACGUCCUCAGCAGGUUCAACCAAAACCCUGGUCCGAAGCACUGGAUAGCCGUGAAACACGUUCUCCGAUACCUUCGGGGAUCAUCGCAGCAGAAGUUGCACUACAAGCGAGACGCCAAUCUGGAGGUUGUCGGGUACUGCGAUGCUGACUGGGGAUCGGAUCCAGAGCAGCGGAAAUCCACAAGCGGAUACGUCUUCCUUGCUUCAGGAGGAGCGAUAUCGUGGUCCUGCAAAAAGCAACCAACAGUUGCACUUUCGACGUGUGAAGCGGAGUACAUGGCGGUAUCGGCAGCCGUACAAGAGGCAUCCUGGUGGCGCGAUACUUGA
Messenger RNA from Aedes albopictus (Asian tiger mosquito), 678 nucleotides. RefSeq lists its product as uncharacterized. The transcript has a single exon. NCBI's taxonomy places the organism in Eukaryota, Metazoa, Arthropoda, Insecta, Diptera, Culicidae. The coding region runs from base 1 to 678 and encodes 225 amino acids. The record is from RefSeq and is a predicted model, not a curated record.